Nymphaea colorata (pocket water lily) is the source of this 546-nucleotide messenger RNA. RefSeq lists its product as uncharacterized. Gene Ontology annotation, molecular function: ATP-dependent NAD(P)H-hydrate dehydratase activity. Lineage: Eukaryota; Viridiplantae; Streptophyta; Magnoliopsida; Nymphaeales; Nymphaeaceae. Bases 1 to 546 code for a protein of 181 amino acids. Gene Ontology annotation, biological process: metabolite repair. The record is from RefSeq and is a predicted model, not a curated record. The transcript has a single exon.
AUGUCUGCAUCCAGCACCACCCUGCAGCUCCUGAAACGCCUCAAGAGCGCCUUCCCCGACCUCGGCAACCGCUCCAAAAAAGGAGAAAACGGCAGAAUCGCAGUCGUUGGAGGAUCGUUUGAAUUCACAGGAGCACCGUUCUAUUCAGCCAUCUCAGCACUGCGAGUAGGCGGAGACCUCUCACACAUCUUCUGCUCGAAGUUCAGCUCCCCGGCCAUCAAGUCCUACUCCCCUGAGAUCAUCGUGCAUCCUGUGUUUGUCUCCGAAGAGGAAGCCAAGUUUCCAGCUAAGGAAGUGGAGUUGAUGACUGAGGAAUGGGCCACGAAGCUGAAGGGCUGGGAGAAGGCGAUACAUAGCUGGAUCAUCGGUCCGGGUCUGGGACGCGAUCGCUACAUGCAGGAGUUCCUGCCUUUACUGAUCAAAAAUCUGCCAGAUAAUGCAGUGGUAAUAUUCGAUGCCGACGGCAUCUACUACCUCUGCCACUAUCCGCACCUCUUCGAUGAGCUUGCCCGCUUCCGUACCAUCCUCACACCUAACUACAGGUAG